AUGAAUGAUCGUAAUGGCAUUAGUGAGACUAUUGAAAUUGAUUUUGAAGUUGGACAUAGUUCAAUAAUUCGAUGUGAAGCUACAACUAUACAUAAUCCACCACGUACUCAUGAUUGGAAACUAUUUUUACGUUCAGCUGAUGUCAAUGGUGAUUUAAGUUGUUUAAUACAACGUUGUGUAUUUCAUCUUCAUCAUGAAUAUCCAAAUAGUAAACGAGAAUUAAAAACAACACCAUAUGCUAUUCAAGAAAGUGGUUAUGCUGGUUUUCAUUUACCAAUUGAAAUAUAUUUCAAAACAAAGACAGAACCAAAAAAAUUUCGUAUUGAAUAUGAACUUGAUUUACAUAAACCUAUCGAUGGACGGCCAUAUCAACAAAAAGAAAGUUAUCUACGAAAAUAUCGUUUUACUAUUUAUAAUCCCGAUCCUGAAUUUCGUCAAAAGAUACUUGCAGCUGGUGGUAAAAUCGUCGAUAGUGGUCCGAUAACAUCAAAUAAUAUUGAUAGUGAUGAAAGUGAAAUGGACGACGAACAAAUGUCAUCUCAUGAAUCAAUUGGUCGUCAUUCUCCACCACAAAAAAGACCUCUUUCACCAAGUCCUACACCAAAUGUGGUUAAUAAAAAAGUUAAAGUCGAACAAUCAAUAAAUAAUAGUAAGAAAAAACAAGUACAAUCAAUAGUGAAGAAUGAAAAUUCGAGUAAAACAACAACAACAACACCGAAUAUUAAAAAACCAAAACUUAUAUCAUCGAAAUCUUCAACUGUAGUAGAAGGAAAAAUAAUAAAAACUUCAUCAAAUCAACCAAUAACUGUUAGUGAAAUAAUUGAAAAUUCACCAUCAACUAAACCACGUUCAUCUACUACCAAACUAAUCAAAUCUCAAUCAACGAAUGACAUUAAAUCUUCUAGUCAACCUACAACAAUGAAUACAAAAAAGAAAGAAAUUGUUCCUUCUCCAUCUAAAAUCAAAACGGUCAUAAGUUCACAGAAUGCAUCGAAAAAAUCAAUCAUUAAGAAUCCUCAUAAAAUUUCGAUUAAAACAGAACAAACAUCAGCUACUAUAGUUAAAUCACCUUCAACAGUCGUGAUAAAACGAGAAUCACUUUCACAACCAUCAACAUCUAGUAUUUCUCCAACUAAUACAACUACUACAUCAGCUUCAAUCAAUAAUCUUAAGAAAAUUCCUAAGAAAAAAGUUCUACCAUCAUCAGUUAUAGAGAAACGUUCACGUUCAUCAAUGCCUUCACCAUCAUUAAAAAAGAAUUCACAAGGACAAGAAUCAUUAACAUCUAAAACUCCAACAAAUUUAAAACGAGAUCGUUCUUUAUCAUCUGUUAAAAAAUCUACGAAUAAUAGUCAAUCCGGAAAAACUAAUAUUAUUAAAGAUCGCAAAAAUUCAAAUUUAUGUAAACCACCUGAUCAACUUAAUCGUCCUUUACCAUCACCAUCGAAAUUAUUAUCCAAUCAACAAAAAUGUCAAACAUUAAACUCUCCUAAAUCUAUACCUAGUCCUGCUCAAUCUAAUAACGAACCUUCUAUUAGCUCUGUAGUUUCAUCAUCAUUAUCAUCUAUCGAUACAUUUCCACCACUGCCAAAUAUAAAUUCACCUUCCACUGAUAUCUUUCAAACUGAAGAUAAUCCUGUUCAACCACCAAUGAAUAUCGAUAGACAAAAUAGUGAAACUUACAAUCAAUUCUCAGACAAAUCUAAUUCAUUUCAUGAACAACUUUCAGUUGAAUCAAAUAAAAUACCAACAAAUCCAGUAUCAUGUUCAGAACAAUCAGAUCCAUAUGAUAGUGACGUAUCUCAAGAUGAUAAUAAUAAUAAUAAUAAUAAUGAUGAAGAAGAUUUACCAAGUAGUCUUACUAAUGAUGAUUUACGAUAUAAACUUAUUUAUAUUUAUAAACGUUUUCAAUUAAAUUCAAUCAAUGAUCUUAUCAUAUUUGUUAGUUUUUUUAAACGUCAUCAAUUAUUUGAUAUAUCAACAUUAUCAAUGACAAAAACAUCAGAUGAAAUGUUUACCUAUGAUCUUUUUUCUCUUAGUCCAUCACAUAUUGGAGAAUUAGCUAAUGAUCUUGGUUAUUCAACAAUAAAUACUAUCGAACAGUAA
Molecule: messenger RNA, 2106 nt
Organism: Adineta steineri
Lineage: Eukaryota; Metazoa; Rotifera; Eurotatoria; Adinetida; Adinetidae
Source: the annotation of a GenBank genome assembly